AUGAAGUUAGAAAAGUCUGCAAUCAUGAGAAAAAAAAGACAAGGAUACAGUGAAUUCAUCGUUGAUGACACAAAUUGGAAUGGCCAAAGAACAAUGCUGAUAAAGUUGCAUUCCAUAUAUCAGAUGUAUCGGAGUGCGGGAGUGAUUGGUGAUGUACCGCCAGACAUGCCUUCCAAAUCAUUGUUAAAAGCAUCAAGAGGAACCAUUGCAGCUGGGUACAAGCUCCACCUCGUUAAGAUGGCUCUUAUUGAUGAACGUCCAUUCAAGUUCAACUUCGAAUCUAGACGGUACUAUUUCAAGAAUGUAAAUAUCGUAUUUCUUCUCGGAAUGAUCAAAAAUAAGCCCGAGCUUGUUUACUCAAUGCUUAGCAAUGGUUUCCCUAACAACAUCAACUCCUCGAUUUUUGGAAGCCCGAUGUUUCCAACCUACUUCCACCUCGCCUGUGCAAUGCAUCAUAACAUAUUGUCUGUUUUCCUAAAGUUCUCUCCAAGCUACUCUCUAUGCUGGAAUGGUCUUACUCCACAAAUGAUUGCAUCGUUUAGUGGAAAAUCUUUGGAAUCUAAACAACCUUUUAAUUUUGUCUCAAUGAAGCAGUAUUUACUGUUGAAUUCAUUUAGAGGAUUCAAGAUUACCGAGACAGAUGAAAAACCUAUCUUCCUAAUAGAUUUUCUGUGCAUGGAAAACGACAUGGAGGAAGCCAGAAGAGUACUCAACAGAAAUCCAGAGCUGUCUAGAGUCAGUAAGAUAUGCUAUCUAGCUCAAGAUAACAUAGAAUGGAUUAUGUUCUUAAGCAGGUACCAAACAUCGGUGCAUCAGGAGUUCAAUGGAAUCUCUCCCCUUCAUAUAAGCUCGAUAAAUGGAAAUUUCGAGGGGCUCGUUGCACUUGUGGCGUUAGGAAGCUACAUAAACUCUAGGGAUCGUCAGGGAAAUACACCAAUGCAUUACUGCGCAAUGAUGCAGCACUUCCGAUGUCUGGAGUUGCUCAUCAGGCUCGGGGGAAAUAUGAACAUGGUAAACAGGGAAGGAAUCAGCACAGAGGAUAUUUUAAUUAGCCAAGGAAAAGUCUUUGAUAUUAAAGAGGUAGAUCUAGAACUCCCAGAGGCCUUGUUCCAAACUCUGGGAGAUUCAGUCGAAUUCAGACAUCAUCUAUCAAUAAUUGAUAGGAUCAAGUAUAAUUGUAACCACACCAUCGUCAAAAAAAAUAGAUUCACAAUAACAUCAUUGUUGAACUUGCCGCAUAAGAUUGAUUACACAGAAGAUUUGAUUCAAAAGGUUCAAGGUGUUAAGGACACAAGGAGAGAUAGCUAUUCGCCUCGCCAGUCAUUACAAAUAUUCUUGAAGAACAUUCAAUAA
Messenger RNA from Encephalitozoon intestinalis ATCC 50506, 1353 nucleotides. RefSeq names its product ankyrin repeat-containing protein. Bases 1 to 1353 code for a protein of 450 amino acids. The record is from RefSeq and is a predicted model, not a curated record. NCBI's taxonomy places the organism in Eukaryota, Fungi, Microsporidia, Unikaryonidae. The transcript has a single exon. Gene Ontology annotation, molecular function: protein binding.